Hyaloscypha bicolor E is the source of this 2535-nucleotide messenger RNA. RefSeq names its product P-loop containing nucleoside triphosphate hydrolase protein. Gene Ontology annotation, cellular component: cytosol; ribonucleoprotein complex. The transcript is spliced from 4 exons. The coding region runs from base 1 to 2535 and encodes 844 amino acids. The record is from RefSeq and is a predicted model, not a curated record. NCBI's taxonomy places the organism in Eukaryota, Fungi, Ascomycota, Leotiomycetes, Helotiales, Hyaloscyphaceae. Gene Ontology annotation, molecular function: translation elongation factor activity; ribosome binding; GTP binding. Gene Ontology annotation, biological process: translational elongation.
AUGGUCAAUUUCACCAUCGAAGAGGUCCGCGCCUUGAUGGACAAGGCUACGAAUGUUCGUAACAUGUCCGUCAUUGCCCACGUCGACCACGGAAAGUCUACCCUCACCGACUCCCUCCUCUCGAAGGCCGGUAUUAUCUCCGCUGCAAAGGCCGGUGAUGCGCGCGCCACCGAUACUCGCCAGGAUGAACAGGAGCGCGGUAUCACCAUCAAGUCGACUGCCAUCUCCCUGUACGGAAAUCUGCAGGAUGACGAGGAUCUCAAGGACAUUGUUGGCCAGAAGACCGACGGCCGUGAUUUCUUGAUCAACCUGAUCGAUUCACCCGGCCACGUCGAUUUCUCUUCCGAGGUCACAGCUGCUCUCCGUGUCACCGAUGGUGCUCUCGUUGUUGUUGACACUAUUGAAGGUGUUUGUGUGCAAACGGAGACUGUUCUCCGACAGGCUCUCGGUGAGCGUAUCAAGCCCGUUGUUAUCAUUAACAAGGUUGAUCGUGCUCUUCUCGAGCUGCAAGUCUCACAGGAGGAUCUGUACCAAUCUUUCUCAAGAACCAUCGAGUCUGUUAACGUCGUGAUAUCCACCUACUUCGACAAGACCCUCGGUGAUGUCCAAGUUUACCCGUACAAGGGAACUGUUGCCUUCGGCUCUGGUCUCCACGGCUGGGCUUUCACAGUCAGACAAUUCGCUCAGAGAUAUGCCAAGAAGUUUGGUGUUGACAGAAAUAAGAUGAUGGAGCGUCUCUGGGGUGACAACUACUUCAACCCACACACCAAGAAGUGGACCAAUAAGGCAAACCAUGAGGGCAAGCCCUUGGAUCGCGCUUUCAAUCAGUUCAUUCUCGACCCAAUUUUCAGAAUUUUUGCCGCUGUCAUGAACUUCAAGAAGGACGAGAUCCCAACGCUUCUUGAGAAGCUCAACAUCAAGCUUACUCCCGAAGACAGGGAGAAGGAGGGCAAGCAACUCCUCAAAGUUGUCAUGCGAACUUUCCUUCCCGCCGCUGACGCUCUCAUGGAGAUGAUGAUUCUUCACUUGCCAUCCCCGGUCACCGCCCAGAAAUACCGUGCCGAGACUCUUUACGAAGGUCCCCCUGAUGAUGAGGCUUGCAUCGGUAUCCGUGACUGUGACCCCAAGGCUCCCCUCAUGCUUUACGUCUCAAAGAUGGUCCCAACCUCCGACAAGGGUCGAUUCUACGCUUUCGGUCGUGUCUUCGCCGGUACUGUGCGAUCUGGCCUGAAAGUCCGCAUCCAAGGCCCCAACUACACUCCUGGCAAGAAAGAUGAUCUCUUCAUUAAGGCCAUCCAGCGUACCGUUCUUAUGAUGGGAGGCAAGGUUGAUCCUAUUGAUGAUGUCCCGGCCGGUAACAUUCUUGGUCUGGUGGGUAUCGAUCAGUUCUUGUUGAAGUCUGGUACUCUCACCACCAGUGACACUGCCCACAACUUGAAGGUUAUGAAAUUCUCCGUCUCCCCUGUCGUCCAACGCUCCGUUGAAGUCAAGAACGCCCAGGAUCUUCCCAAGCUUGUUGAAGGGCUGAAACGUCUCUCGAAAUCCGAUCCUUGUGUUGUGUGCUCCAUCAACGAGUCCGGCGAGCACGUUGUUGCUGGUGCCGGUGAGCUGCACUUGGAGAUUUGCCUGAAGGAUCUCGAGGAAGACCACGCAGGUGUCCCACUCCGCAUCUCCGACCCUGUCGUUCCCUUCCGUGAGACCGUCACUGGCAAGUCCAGCAUGACCGCAUUGUCAAAGUCGCCCAACAAGCACAACCGUCUUUACAUGAUUGCUGAGCCUCUUGACGAGGAGGUAUCAAAGGAGAUCGAAGCCGGCAGAAUCAGCCCCCGUGACGAUUUCAAGGCUCGUGCUCGUAUCUUGGCUGACGACUUCGGCUGGGAUGUCACUGAUGCCCGUAAGAUUUGGUGCUUCGGUCCUGAUACCAACGGUGCCAACUUGUUGGUUGACCAGACCAAGGCCGUUCAAUACUUGAACGAAAUCAAGGAUUCAGUUGUUUCUGGUUUCCAAUGGGCUUCAAGAGAAGGACCUAUUGCCGAAGAGCCAAUGAGAUCGUGCCGAUUCAACAUCAUGGAUGUUACCCUGCACGCCGAUGCCAUCCAUCGUGGUGGUGGACAACUUAUCCCAACUGCUCGGCGCGUUCUCUACGCUGCUGCUCUCCUUGCUGAGCCUGCUCUUCUUGAGCCAGUGUUCUUGAUUGAGAUUCAAGUUCCCGAGAGCGCUAUGGGUGGUGUUUACGGUGUUCUUACCCGACGACGUGGUCACGUUUUCAACGAGCAGCAACGUCCAGGAACACCUCUGUUCACCAUCAAGGCCUAUCUCCCCGUCAUGGAGUCAUUUGGAUUCAAUGCUGAUCUCCGCUCGCAUACUUCUGGCCAAGCCUUCCCUCAAUCCAUUUUCGAUCAUUGGCAAAUUCUCCCCGGUGGGUCGCCCCUCGAUGCUACCUCGAAGGUUGGACAGGCCGUACAAGCUAUGCGAAAGCGCAAGGGUAUCAAGGUUGAGGUUCCGGGUGUCGAGAAUUACUAUGACAAGCUAUAG